AUGUUUUUUAUAUUAUAUUUUAUGGUUUCAAUUGCUUGGUGCAUAGCACAAAAACAAAAUAUUCUUCUAAUAAUUGUCGAUGACUUGAGAACGACUUUAGAAUGUUACGGCGAUGAAAAGGCUUAUACACCGAACAUAAACCGAUUAGCAAAAGGGGCUGCCAUUUUUACACAAGCAUUUGCCCAGCAAGCUUUGUGCGCACCAAGUAGAAAUUCAUUUUUAACAAGUAGGAGACCAGAUACACUCCAACUUUAUGACUUUUAUAGUUAUUGGCGAAAAGAUAUUGGUAAUUUUACAACAUUACCGCAACAUCUAAAGAAUAAUGGAUACAUUACUAAAUCUAUAGGAAAAGUCUUUCAUCCAGGAAUAAGUUCAAACAACUCUGAUGACAGUCCUUACUCGUGGACGGAAGUACCUUUUCACCCAUAUACAGAGAGGUACAAAGAUGCUCCAGUUUGCCAAACGAAUUUAAGAACACUACCUGCACAAAAUCUGGUGUGUCCAGUUAAAGUAUCAUCAAUGCCAAAUAAAACACUGCCAGACAUAGAAAUACUAAAGGAAGCUAAACAUUUUAUACAAAACCAUGCAAGGAAUCCCACCCCUUUCUUUCUGGCAGUUGGAUUUCAGAAACCUCAUAUACCUCUAAAAUAUCCUAGAAAAUAUUUAAAACAUCACCCACUGCAUAAAUUUAAAGUACCUGACCCGUAUAAAUGGCCAAAGAAUAUUAGUAGCAUUGCUUAUAAUCCUUGGAUAGAUUUAAGAAAGAGGAAGGACAUUGAAAAAUUAAAUCUUAAAUUCCCAUGGGAGAAAAUACCAGAUAAUUUUGCUAAAUUAAUUAUACAAGCAUAUUAUGCAUCUGUGACUUAUAUUGAUGAUCUAAUCGGUAAAUUAAUUAAUCAAUUAGACACUUUGUCAAUUCGACAGAACACUACUAUAAUACUAACAUCUGAUCAUGGAUGGUCGUUAGGCGAACACGCAGUGUGGGCGAAAUAUAGUAAUUUCGAUGUUACUUUGAGAGUACCCUUAAUAAUAUACAUUCCAGGCUUAACAAAAAAUAGAUUGUAUCUAUCAACAAACUCAGUACUUGUACAUUCUCUAGUCGAGUUGGUUGAUGUUUUUCCAACUAUCGCAGAUUUGGCGAACAUUCCAAUACCAAUUUGUUUCGAUGAAAGUAAGAAAAAAGAAAUUGAUCGUAUGGAACAAGAUUUUAUACAUCCAGAAACCACCUGUAGUGAAGGUGUUUCUCUUAUGCCACUUCUACAAGCCGCUUUAAAACAAGAGUUUUUGCCAUGGAAAAAAGCAGCUUUUGGACAAUAUCCAAGACCGGGUAUUAAACCUUCCGUGCACCCAAGUAGCGACGAACCUCGUUUAAAGAAUAUAAAAGCUAUGGGAUAUACUUUAAGGACAAACAGAUAUCGUUACACAGCUUGGCUGCGAUUUGAUUCUCGUGCAAGAGUACCAGAUUGGAAUGAUAUUAUUGCAGAAGAAUUGUACGAUCAUGAAAUCGACAAGGAUGAGAAUAAAAAUCUGGUAGGCUUUCCAGGAUACCUGGCACAAAAAGAGGAACUUGAAGAUUUACUGCGACGAGGCUGGAGAUAUGCUUUACCUGGAAAAAUGAACUUUUAA
This is a messenger RNA of Dufourea novaeangliae, 1626 nucleotides long. RefSeq names its product iduronate 2-sulfatase (gene Ids). The coding region runs from base 1 to 1626 and encodes 541 amino acids. The transcript is spliced from 8 exons. NCBI's taxonomy places the organism in Eukaryota, Metazoa, Arthropoda, Insecta, Hymenoptera, Halictidae. The record is from RefSeq and is a predicted model, not a curated record. Gene Ontology annotation, molecular function: iduronate-2-sulfatase activity.